Molecule: messenger RNA, 636 nt
Organism: Lucilia cuprina (Australian sheep blowfly)
Lineage: Eukaryota; Metazoa; Arthropoda; Insecta; Diptera; Calliphoridae
Exons: 2
Coding region: 248-553 (101 amino acids)
Molecular function (GO): serine-type endopeptidase inhibitor activity
Source: RefSeq, a predicted model, not a curated record
AAGUAACAAAAAAACAUUAUUUUAUGAAUAUAAAAUUUUAUUAUUCUUAAUCAGAAUUAUAUUAUUAAGACAUUUGUUUUAAAAUAUAUAAUUUAAUAAUAAUAUAAUUUAACAUCAAAUGGGAAAUUGUUUUUGUUCUAAACAAUUAACUGCAAAAAGAAAACGAAUCGAAAUUCUUACAACUUGAACGUGAAAACAAAGAAUUUUAAACAAAAUUUAAAAUAAAUAAAACAGUAUUUGAUAUAAAAUGAUUCUUUCAAGAGCAAAGCGUCUGAUAAUUGUUUGCUGCAUCCUUUUAAAUCUAAUUCAUACUAUACAAGGAGCUGGAAAUCGUACACGUGCUGUUGUUGAUAUUUGUGAUCGUCAGCCCACUAUAAAUGGUUUGUGUGGUUCCUCAACUUUAGGCAUUUAUUAUGAUGCUGAAACUCAACGCUGUAAAUAUUUGGGCUGUAGUCCUGAUAAGAAAAUAUUCUCGUCUUUAGAGGAUUGUGAAAAGAUUUGUAAUAGAAAAAAUCGUCGUCGUCAUAGACGUGUUCGUUAUUCAAAACCAUAAUUGAUUUCAGUUCAAAAAACAUGUGCAUGAUUUUAUUACAAAAAACUAUUGCAAAUACAAAAACAAAAAAAUUUAAACAAAAA